AUGUCCAGGAUGUCCUCACCACAUGCACGCGCCUUCACGCGGCGCUCAAAGAGGACAUCAAGCUCCGCAAACGUCCGAUCCUUCGUCUCGGGCAGCCGAAAGUACGUCCCGACAAAGAACCUAGACACCGCCGCGCAGCCGCCCCAGAAGAACCCCGUCUUGCGGCUUGCCGCGCCAGUCGCCCGCCGUCGGGUUCAGAAUGUACGGGUUGACGACGCUGCAGACGAUCUGCGCGACAUAGUACGCGAUCCGACUGAGGCAGACGCUCUUGUUGGGGCCCAACCGUCAGGUAGUACACCCCGAGCCAGCCGAGCAUCAUCCCGGCCUGCGCGUAGUUCCCCGCCUCGGAAGCGUCCGGGGCCCGACGCCGAUGAAGCCGACCACCAGGAGGAUCACGGCCAGGAGGCCCAGGCCCCAUAGGUACAGCGUCCGGCGGCCGAACCUGUGCAGCAGGAACCAGGAGGCGAUGGUGCCGACCGACGCGAUGCCGAAUAUAAUAUAGAGACACG
Molecule: messenger RNA, 509 nt
Organism: Sodiomyces alkalinus F11
Lineage: Eukaryota; Fungi; Ascomycota; Sordariomycetes; Glomerellales; Plectosphaerellaceae
Exons: 2
Coding region: 1-420 (139 amino acids)
Source: RefSeq, a predicted model, not a curated record